This is a messenger RNA of Papaver somniferum (opium poppy), 804 nucleotides long. RefSeq names its product protein DOG1-like 4. The transcript has a single exon. Gene Ontology annotation, biological process: DNA-templated transcription. The record is from RefSeq and is a predicted model, not a curated record. NCBI's taxonomy places the organism in Eukaryota, Viridiplantae, Streptophyta, Magnoliopsida, Ranunculales, Papaveraceae. Bases 1 to 804 code for a protein of 267 amino acids. Gene Ontology annotation, molecular function: sequence-specific DNA binding.
AUGGAUCCCUUACUCGAUGCAUAUCAGCAGCAUAGACGUUCAAACAACAACCCAACUUUGAUGCCUUGCAACAUCAAUAACAACAGUUGUGGUGAAAAUAGGAUCUUCUUUGAGACAUUUUUUACUGGUUGGCUAAUUAGGCAAAAAAACUACCUUGACAAGCUCAUGUCUGCUCGAAAGAACAGCCAAAAUAUUUCCGAGAUGGAAUUAAGAUCAUUAGUCUUUCAAAUUAUCACUCAUUACCAACAGUACUACGCCGCCAAAGUCACAGCUGCUCGCAAAGAUGUGUUCGUGAUGUUCGCACCCCCGUGGUUCAGCUCGUAUGAACGUACGUAUCUAUGGAUAACCGGGUUCAAACCAAGUUUAGCUUUCAGUAUACUAGAUAAGUCUGUUGUUAAUCAAGAUGAGCUCACUGAUGAGCAACUUGAGGCGUUGUGUCGCUUGAGGGUGCAGACGAAAACGGCGGAGAGAGAACUAAACAAUGAGAUGGCAAGAGUUCAAGAGAGCUUGGCCUUGCCACCUUUGGUAAAUAUAGUAUCGAGGGUUAAUCCUGCUGGAAGACGUGUUGACGGCGGUGAGACGGUAGAUGCUGCGAUGAAGGCCCUGACAAAGGAUAUGGAAAUUCUAGUGGAAAGUGCUGAUUUCCUUAGAAUGACGACAGCGAUGAAGAUUGUUAACAUACUGAGUCCAGAUCAGAGUGUGAAGUUUUUAGCUGCUGCUACUCAACUUCAAGUUAACAUUCGUACGUAUGCUGGGUUUGCAAAGAGAUGCAGAGAGAGGCGGCCGAAGUAUCACGGGGAGUGA